ACUGUCCAUUUUGCCCAUUUUGCCGGUGGUUUCAUCCCUGCGAUGCUCAAGUUUUCAAUCGAAGUCCUUCUCGCCGAUUCGCCAUCCCCUAAAUCCUUAUGCAGAUCAUCUGGAAUUUUUCCAUUUCCCUUGCCUUCUUCGAACUCUAUAUUUGCAGAAUCAUCUUCAGGUGACGAUGAGAAUAGUCGAAAGAAAUUUCCAUGUGAAAUAUGUGGGAAGCAGUUUAAUGCACAUUACAAUUUAACACGUCAUAUGCCUGUACAUACUGGAGAACGGCCGUUCGUUUGUAAGGUAUGCGGAAAAGCAUUUCGUCAAGCAUCCACUCUCUGCCGUCAUAAAAUCAUUCACACUGACAGUAAACCACAUAAGUGCAAAACAUGUGGCAAAUGUUUCAAUAGAUCGUCAACACUCAACACUCACGUCAGGAUUCAUCAAGGAUUCAAGCCAUUCGUGUGUGAAAUAUGCGGGAAAGGAUUCCACCAGAACGGAAAUUACAAGAACCAUCGACUGACUCACGAGGAUACGAAAAAGUUUUCUUGCUCAAUCUGCAGUAGGGCAUUCCACCAAUCGUAUAACCUUGCAUUCCACAUGUUCACACACGAAGAACACAAACCGUUCACUUGCCACGUGUGUUCAAAAGGAUUCUGCCGAAACUUUGACCUAAAGAAGCAUCUUCGCAAAAUGCAUAUGACUCAAUAAACCUUGUUUUU
Messenger RNA from Caenorhabditis elegans, 710 nucleotides. It is a transcript of the gene fezf-1, whose product is annotated as C2H2-type domain-containing protein. The coding region runs from base 43 to 699 and encodes 218 amino acids. Lineage: Eukaryota; Metazoa; Nematoda; Chromadorea; Rhabditida; Rhabditidae. The record is from RefSeq and is marked reviewed. The transcript is spliced from 6 exons.